Messenger RNA from Apodemus sylvaticus (European woodmouse), 4685 nucleotides. It is a transcript of the gene Kif4a, whose product is annotated as kinesin family member 4A. Gene Ontology annotation, molecular function: microtubule binding; ATP binding; microtubule motor activity. The record is from RefSeq and is a predicted model, not a curated record. Lineage: Eukaryota; Metazoa; Chordata; Mammalia; Rodentia; Muridae. The coding region runs from base 435 to 4133 and encodes 1232 amino acids. The transcript is spliced from 30 exons. Gene Ontology annotation, biological process: mitotic spindle organization; microtubule-based movement.
UCUGGGAUCGAUUUGAAACUUGGCGGUUAAAGCUCCGGUUGGAACAGGGCGCCAGGGAAGAUCGGGAAAGGGACGUUUAGUUGGUGAGUUACCGGGCGCCGAGUUAGCUCAGAUUCUGCGCUUUGUAGCACUUUAGGGCUUGUGGUCGCUCAGAUUCUGCGCUUUGUAGCACUUUAGGGCUUGUGGUCGCUGUCGCUGUGUCCGCUGGAGUUUCUUUAUUUCAGACACCACUUCGCCCUGCAGUAUUGGGACUGACAAACCUUUAGGCGGUGGCCUAGAGUGACAGGAUACAGUGAUCCCGCUGGGAAGGAGAGUACAUCAGCGAGUUCCGAGGUCUCCUACGGCCUGAGAAGCAUCUUCCCACUCCUGCCAGCCUCCGGAGGCUCCUGGGAUAGCAGGCUUCACUCGGCCCGGACACCUGCUGACCUGGUACCAUGAAAGAAGAGGUGAAGGGAAUUCCUGUAAGAGUGGCACUGCGUUGUCGCCCCCUGGUCUCUAAAGAGAUUAAUGAGGGCUGCCAGACCUGCCUUUCCUUUGUGCCAGGAGAGCCUCAGGUGGUGGUUGGUAAUGAUAAAUCAUUUACCUACGAUUUUGUGUUUGACCCCUCUGCUGAACAGGAAGAGGUCUUUAAUACAGCAGUAGCUCCACUCAUAAAAGGCGUGUUUAAAGGAUACAAUGCAACUGUCCUGGCCUAUGGGCAGACUGGAUCUGGAAAAACUUAUUCAAUGGGAGGUGCAUACACUGCAGAACAAGAACAGGACUCAGCCAUUGGGGUUAUUCCCAGGGUAAUACAACUGAUCUUCAAAGAAAUUAAUAAAAAGAAUGACUUUGAAUUUACUCUGAAAGUGUCUUACUUGGAGAUUUAUAAUGAAGAAAUUUUGGAUCUCCUAUGUUCAUCUCGUGAGAAAGCUUCUCAAAUAAAUAUCCGGGAGGAUCCUAAGGAAGGCAUAAAGAUUGUGGGACUGACGGAGAAGACUGUGCUAGAGGCCUCGGACACUGUUUCCUGUCUAGAGCAGGGUAACAACUCCAGGACUGUGGCCUCCACAGCUAUGAACUCCCAGUCAUCUCGAUCUCAUGCCAUUUUUACAAUCUCCAUCGAGCAAAGGAAGAAGAAUGACAAAAGUAGCAGUUUUCGUUCCAAGCUGCAUCUUGUAGAUCUUGCUGGAUCAGAAAGACAGAAGAAAACCAAGGCUGAGGGAGAUCGCCUGAAAGAGGGCAUUAAUAUUAAUCGAGGCCUUCUGUGCUUGGGAAAUGUGAUCAGUGCUCUUGGAGAUGACAAAAAGGGUAACUUUGUGCCCUACAGAGAUUCCAAGCUGACUCGACUGCUUCAAGAUUCUCUAGGAGGCAAUAGCCAUACUCUUAUGAUAGCCUGUGUGAGUCCUGCUGAUUCCAAUCUAGAGGAAACAUUAAAUACCCUCCGCUAUGCUGACAGAGCAAGAAAAAUCAAGAACAAACCUAUCGUCAAUAUUGAUCCCCAGGCAGCUGAACUAAAUCAUCUUAAACAACAGGUCCAACAGCUGCAGGUCUUGUUGCUACAAGCCCAUGGAGGCACCUUGCCUGGAAAUAUAAAUAUGGAACCAUCAGAAAAUAUACAGUCCCUGAUGGAGAAGAAUCAGUCUCUGGUGGAAGAGAAUGAAAAAUUAAGUCGUGGUCUGAGCGAGGCAGCUGGUCAAACAGCCCUGAUGUUGGAGAGGAUCAUUUUGACAGAGCAAGCAAAUGAAAAAAUGAAUGCCAAGCUAGAAGAACUCAGGCAGCAUGCGGCCUGUAAAGUGGAUCUUCAAAAGCUAGUGGAGACAUUGGAAGACCAGGAAUUGAAAGAAAACAUAGAGAUAGUUUGCAACCUACAACAAGUGAUUGCCCAGCUAUCUGUAAGCCAAGAUGAAGCUGUUGCGUGCAUGACUGCAACCAUUGAUACUGGAGGGGAAGCAGACACUCAGGUGCAAAGCAGUCCAGAUAGCAGCAGGUCUUCUGAUGUUUUCAGCACUCAGCAUGCUCUACGUCAAGCUCAGAUGUCCAAGGAGCUGAUUGAGUUGAAUAAAGAACUUGCAUUGAAAGAAGCCCUAGCUAAGAAGAUGACUCAGAAUGACAACCAACUGCAGUCCAUUCACUUCCAGUACCAGGAUAAUAUUAAAAAUCUAGAAUCAGAAGUCCUCAGUCUACAGAAGGAAAAAGAAGAAUUGAUUCUUGAACUUCAAACAGCAAAGAAGGAUGUCAACCAAGCCAAGUUGAGUGAGCGCCGUCGUAAACGCCUUCAGGAACUGGAGGGUCAAAUAACUGAUUUGAAAAAGAAACUACAGGAACAGUCCAAACUUCUGAAGCUGAAGGAAUCCUCUGAGCAUACGGUCUCCAAGCUGAACCAGGAGAUUCGGGCAAUGAAAAAUCAGCGAGUCCAGUUAAUGCGUCAAAUGAAAGAGGAUGCUGAGAAGUUUAGGCAAUGGAAGCAACAAAAAGACAAAGAAGUAAUCCAGUUAAAAGAACGGGAUCGUAAAAGACAAUACGAGCUGCUCAAACUUGAAAGAAACUUCCAGAAACAGUCUAAUGUGCUCAGGCGUAAAACUGAGGAGGCGGCAGCUGCCAACAAACGUCUUAAGGAUGCUCUCCAAAAACAAAAGGAGGUUGCAGAAAAACGGAAAGAGACUCAGAGCCGUGGGAUGGAAGGCACUGCAGCUCGAAUGAAGAAUUGGCUUGGAAAUGAAAUCGAGAUUAUGGUCAGUACUGAGGAAGCCAAACGGCAUCUGAAUGAUCUUCUUGAAGAGAGAAAGAUCCUUGCUCAGGAUGUGGCACAACUCAAAGAAAAAAGAGAAUCUGGAGAGAAUCCACCUCCUAAACUCCGAAGGCGUACAUUUUCACGAGAUGAAGUACAUGGUCAAGAUUCAGGAGCAGAGGAUUCUAUUACAAAGCAGAUUGAAACCCUAGAGACUGAAUUGGAGCUCAGGAGUGCACAGAUUGCAGACCUCCAGCAGAAGCUCCUGGAUGUUGAAAGUGAAGACCGGCCGAAACAACGUUGGGAGAGCAUUGCCACCAUUCUUGAAGCCAAAUGUGCCAUAAAGUAUUUAGUUGGAGAGCUGGUCUCCUCCAAAAUACAGGUGAGCAAACUUGAAAGCAGCCUGAAUCAGAGCAAGACCAGCUGUAUUGAAGUGCAGAGGAUGCUGUUUGAGGAGCAAAAUCAUUUUGCUAAGAUGGAGUCUGAGUUAAAAGAGGAGCUGUUCAAAAUGGAGCAACAGUACCAGGAGAAGGUCUUGCACCUUCUCAGCCAGCUGCAGCAAUGCCAACCGACAGAGAAGCAGCUGGAGGAGUCAGUUAAUGAAAAGGAUCAGCAGCUGCUGAGCACAAUGAAAUGCCAGAAAGAAGAGCUUAGGAAGAUGCAAAAAGUGUGUGAGCAAAAUCAGCAGCUUCUCCAAGAAAACAGUGCCAUCAAGCAGAAACUGGCCCUCCUCCAAGUAGCCAGCAAACAGAAACCCCAUCUUAUGAGAGCUAUCCUCCAGUCUCCAGACUCUUCCUUUGAAUAUAUUCCACCUAAGCCCAAACCUUGCCGUAUUAAAGAAAAAUGCCUAGAGCAAAGCUUCACCAUCGAGGAGCUGCAGUAUUAUUCAGAGCCUUCCAUGACUGAGCAGGACAAUGAGGACAAUGAUGACCAUGCUGAUGAGGAGUGGGUACCAGCCAAACUAGUCAAGAUGUCCAAGAAGAGCAUCCAAGGGUGUUCCUGCAAAGGCUGGUGCGGGAACAAGCAAUGUGGAUGCAGAAAGCAAAAGUCAGACUGUAAUGUGACCUGCAGCUGUGACCCCACAAAGUGUCGCAACCGCCAUCAGAACCAGGACUUAGAUGCUUUUGAGCUAAACCAAGAUUCUGAAAACUCCUUCAAACUGGAAGAUCCCACAGAGGUGACCUCAGGAUUAAGCUUCUUCAACCCUGUGUGUGCAACUCCCAGCAGCAAGAUCCUCAAGGAACUGUGUGAUUCCGAUCAGGUGCCGCUGAAGCAGCCUGUGUUUGUCUCUUCUGAUGACCCAGAACUGAAACCUGCAGCAUCAGAAUCACAAGAAAAUAAGGCCGCGGGGAAGAAGAAGAAGCGAGCUCUAGCCAGCAAUACCAGCUUCUUUUCUGGCUGCUCUCCUAUCCAAGAAGAGUCCCACUGAGGCUAGGGCCAUUGUCUCUUCUGUCUGCCCUGGACUUACUCUGAGGGAGCAGCACAGAGGGGAAGGCCAUUAAUGACUUCUGUAGCUUUAGGUCUUGCUAUUGAGAAAAGGAAAAAAGUGUCCCUGAAAGGAAGAGGACCUUUGCUGAGAGUUGGCCUUUACUACCUAAGCCCUCAAACAACUACUCUGCUUCUCUAGAAGGUGCUGAGCCUUCUAUUGAAGAGAGAACCAACUGACCUUCCUGCUGACUAAGAGGAGCCAGUCCCCACUACAACGUAGCUCACUGUUUGCGAGCAGUUGAACUGUCUCUUCAUGGAGCUCAGACCAACAUGUUCUUCUCUUGUGAUCAGGUUGGCUUAAUGGAAGAGCCUCCAGUAGGACGGAGACCCGACUCGACCCCCUCACCACACCUCAGAUCGGGCAGGGAGCUUUCCUGCUCCAUCCAACUCCGGACUUUGCAAACACUUCAACUGUCGGUCCCGUGUGUUACUGAAGUGAAUGAAAUAUUUUUUAAAAUGUUAAGAAAAUAAAUAAAUCUCAGUUCAUCUACUA